Messenger RNA from Schizosaccharomyces japonicus yFS275, 1510 nucleotides. Its product is annotated as replication licensing factor Cdt1. Bases 44 to 1276 code for a protein of 410 amino acids. NCBI's taxonomy places the organism in Eukaryota, Fungi, Ascomycota, Schizosaccharomycetes, Schizosaccharomycetales, Schizosaccharomycetaceae. Gene Ontology annotation, cellular component: chromatin; nucleus. The record is from RefSeq and is a predicted model, not a curated record. Gene Ontology annotation, biological process: regulation of DNA-templated DNA replication initiation; mitotic DNA replication initiation; DNA replication preinitiation complex assembly. Gene Ontology annotation, molecular function: DNA binding. The transcript has a single exon.
AAACGGAUCAGAGACGAGUUUGGGUGCCUUCUGUAAUCACAAAAUGCAGACGGAUAUUAAAGACUUUCUUCAACGGGUGCCUACUAAACCUCAGGGUAGAAAGAGAAAAGUCGAUGAUGACUCGGAUACCAACUCUCAACCAGAACAUAAGCGUGUAACACGCGUACUUCGCCCGAAGAAGGUUGAGUCUAAAGCGAAAAUCGAAGAAAAAGUAUCCUUGCAGGACGAGGAACAUCCAUUGGUUUCGAUUUUCGCGGCUCUAGAGACCUGUAUUACUUUUCACAUUUCCAUCAACACCAAACCAACAAUGCACAUUCUUGAGAAGCAAGUAUCGAGAAUGGCAAAAACAACAUUCAAUCAGUUCACUUUGGGUCAGAUAUUGACAAUUUGGCCUGGUGUCUUCGCGUUAAAACCAGCAUAUGCUCUUCAUGGAGGCGUUCGUAUUAAGACACACGAGAUUUCAUUGAACGAGGAAAAUCGGAAUAUCAUUUUUCAUUCGCGUACGCCAGAGUUUAAGCAAAAGCUUCAAGACUGGGUACAGUCGCACGAAGACGGCCUUGAAAUUCCUUCGGUCGAUUUACCAGAUUUAUCAGAAAACAAAAGCAAUUUCUUCGGAAACAAGACAGCUACGGAAAAGAAGUCGACUGUUAACGCCUCCAUUGGUACACCAUCGGCUGAAACUGCAAAGACAACAUUGGAUAAUAUUCAAGCAAGACUCCAAGACUCUCCUCGGCUACAAAAGAAACCAUUGUUGAAAAGUCAUGCCAAUACUACCCAACCUAAAAAACCAAGCAUGGCCCAAUUGAGUUUGCGACAAACUUCUCUGUUUGAUCGUAUUAAAAAGAAGCAAGCUCGUUUGGCAGCAGAGGCUGCGGAAAAGAAGUUGUCAAAAACUCCCAUAGAAAAAGCGUACGAAAUUUCAAGCUUACGGCUGGACCGUGUGGUGGAUACCCUUUUUGUUUUAUUACACUCUUUUCCCUUCAAAUGCUCUUUUUCCUUACGAGAAAUUGUGUCUACUUUCCAAAAAUCCUACAGCACAAACUACACUGAGGAACAGUGUAUGCGUCUGCUACGCAUUCUUUCAAAGCUUGUUCCUGAAUGGUGCCAAUUGCAUUCUCUGGGGAAUGUGCAAGCCGUUUUAUUCACCCGAGCUCGUCAAGGAAAACCUAUUUUGAGAAGCUAUGUUCUUGAGCGAAUUCAAAAUGCAGAAGGUUGUUCAGAGCAGGUCUCACAACCCACGCAACAAAAAACUCCGCUGCUUGUAAACGAGCACUAAAACACUGCGUACAAUUUUGGUUCCUAUUUGUACAUUCAACGUUUAUGACCCAUAAUGAUUAUGAAACGGUUAAACACCCCGGUUAAUGGCAUCUUUUCUUUACUUUUGUUUACUCAAAGAGGUGAAAGCUUCUAUUUUUAAUAAACUAAUUCCAGUUCUUUUAUUUUAAUAUCCCAUAAAUUCAAUUUCAACGCGAUAAUUUUAUCCUACACGCCAGCCAGAGAACCAGUAGAC